Messenger RNA from Marmota flaviventris (yellow-bellied marmot), 1290 nucleotides. Its product is annotated as interferon-inducible GTPase 1-like. The record is from RefSeq and is a predicted model, not a curated record. NCBI's taxonomy places the organism in Eukaryota, Metazoa, Chordata, Mammalia, Rodentia, Sciuridae. Gene Ontology annotation, cellular component: endoplasmic reticulum membrane. Gene Ontology annotation, biological process: autophagosome assembly; innate immune response; cellular response to interferon-beta. Gene Ontology annotation, molecular function: GTP binding; GTPase activity.
AUGGGUCAGUUGUUCUCUGCUACUCCUAAUCAUGCUCAACACCAAGCUUUGGUUCCUAGAUUUACUUCAUAUUUUAACAACUUCGAGAUGGGAAGCAUAAUCAUCUCUCAAAAAACCUUCAGUUUUAUAGUGUCACUCCUACAAAAAGGGAACAUUCAGGAGGCAAAUUCUACAAUCAGGUAUGCUUUAAAAGAAAUUGACAAUACCCAACUGGACAUUGCUGUGACAGGGGAGUCUGGAGCAGGGAAGUCCAGUUUCAUCAAUGCCCUGAGAGGGGUUGGACAUGAAGAAAAAGAUGCAGCUCCUGUUGGGGUGGUGGAGAUGACCAUGGAGAGAACUGCAUACAAACACCCAAACUUUCCCAGUGUGACAAUCUGGGAGCUGCCUGCCAUUGGAGCCACUAAUUUAGAGCCAAAAGAUUAUCUGGACAAAGUAAAAUUUAGGGAGUAUGACUUCUUCAUUAUUGUUUCUGCUACACGAUUCAAGAAAAUUGACCUAGACUUGGCCAAGGCAAUCAAAACUACGAAGAAGAAUUUCUACUUUGUAAGAACCAAGGUGGAUUCUGAUUUACGAAAUGAAGAAAUGUCUAAGCCAACUACCUUUGACAGAGAAAACGUCCUGCAGCAGAUCCGAGAGGACUGUGUGAGAAAUCUGAAGAAGAAUAACAUUGAUGAACCACAGAUAUUCUUAAUUUCCAACAACAAUUUAUCUGAGUAUGAUUUCCCAAUCAUGAUGGACACCCUAAUAAAGGAUCUCCCUGCUCAAAAGCGCCACAUUUUUAAGUUUUCCUUGCCUAACAUUAUGGAGGCAGACAUUGAAAGGAAACGGGAUUCUCAGAUGCAGUAUAUCUGGCUAGAAGCCUUCAAUGCUGGAGUAUCUGCCUUCACACCUUUCAAGAUCUUCUUCAGUAACAAUGAGGUGGAGAAGCUGAAGGCAAGUUUAAACCAGUAUCGAGUCCUUUUUGGAGUUGAUGAUGCAUCCCUGAAAACUUUGGCUAAGCAUUUGCAAGUGCCAGAAGAACAACUCAAAGAAAUCAUUAAAUCUCCAACUUUGUUGGAAACUGAGAAGGAAGAAACAAUAGGGGAAAUGUUAUUGAGAUAUUUGAAGAAUUUUUUUAUACAUGGUGGAGGCCCCCUUGGUGCAGCUCUUUACUACAAUAAAAUAUAUUAUUUGCAACUUUAUCUCCUUGACACGGUAACUGAUGAUGCUAAAGUUCUCCUUAAAGCCAAAUAUUCAGGAAAACAGUUCAAAUCCAAACCUCACACAGCUGCUGACCACAAGAGAACCUAA